AUGGCUGCUGACAAUCCACCAUUCGUUGCUAGACAUAGUUUAACUUCAAGUCAAUAUCAAGAUCUGUUUAGUAGUCUUACUCAACAAUACUAUCGACUUCUUUACAUCAGUGGUUAUACUGUCAGCAAUGAAGAACGUUUUGCGGCCUAUUUUGAAAAAUCAAGUGGACCAUCACAAAUUUGUCGUCAUGGAAUGAACAGUAGCCAGUAUCAACAGGCAUUUGAUGAUGCAACUACAAAAAAAUACAAUCUAGUUCUUGUUAAUGGAUAUACGGACUCCAACGGCGACGAUAAAUAUGUGGCUAUCUGGGAGAAACCAGCUGGCAGUGCACCUUCUUUGGUAGCUCGACAUGGAAUGACUACUGAACAAUAUCAAAAAGAAUUCAAUGACUGGACUGGAAAAGGAUUCAGACUAACACACGUUAGUGGAUAUGCUUACAAAAAUUCAGCACGUUAUGCUGCCAUUUUUGAAAAAGUUACUAAUAGUCCUACCUGGUCUGCACGACAUGGACUUACUGCUAACCAGUAUCAAGCUGAAUUUAAUGCUCAAACGAAAGCAGGUUUCGUUCUUGUUCUAGUUUCUGGCUACUUCGUCAAUGGUAUCGACUAUUAUGCUGCUAUUUUCGAGAAAAAAGCAAGUUAUCUAUGGGUAGCUCGUCAUGCGAUGAGUAGUAAAACAUAUCAAGGAGAGUUUACAAAUAAUCACUAUCAAGGUUAUCGUCUCAAAGUUAUCUGUGGUUAUGCGAAAGGUAACACUGAUCUCUAUGCUGCCAUUUGGGAAAAUCCUAACAUGAAAGGAAAAGAUCUCUCGUUCAUUGACAGCCAGAUUCAAGAUUAUAUGAGCAAGAAUUCAACUCCAGGUUUAUCUAUUGCAAUUACCUACCAAGAGCGUCUUGUUUUUGCGAAGGGUUUUGGAUAUGCUGAUAAGGCAACUAGUGAGGAAGUUCAUCCUAAUCAUCUGUUUCGAAUUGCUAGUGUAUCUAAAUCUAUGACUGCUAUUGCCAUUAUGAAACUUAUCGAACAAGGAAAAUUUUCACUUAAUUCGAAGGUAUUUGGUUCAUCUGGCCUUCUUGAAACAAUAUAUGGAAGUAAACCUUAUGGUCAACGCGUUUUAAAUAUCACAGUUAAACAUCUUCUUGAACAUACCAGUGGAUUUUCAAAUGAUGGUGGUGAUCCAAUGUUUAUGAAUACUGAUCUCAGUCAGAAAGACUUGAUCAGUUGGGUUCUCGAUAAUCGAACUCCAAAGAAUGUACCUGGAACUACAUACGAAUAUCUUAAUUUUGGAUAUACUCUGCUUGGACGAAUUAUCGAAAAGAGCUCCGGACAAACUUAUGAACUCUUUCUUCGCAAUCAAAUUUUUAAUAAUGUUUCACAAACUAGUAAGAUGUUAAUUGGAGGAGACUCCAUCGCUGAUAAAAAACCGAACGAAGUGACAUAUUAUCCAAGUAGUGCGUACAAUCUUCUUCUUCGACGUAUGGACGCUCAUGGUGGAUGGAUUGCACGACCCAUGGAUCUUGUAUGUAUUUUGACUAGAACGGACCAAUCUAAUAUUAAACCAGACAUUUUAAACAGUAACACAAUCACUACAAUGUGGACAGGUUCUUCGGCAAAUUCUGGAUAUGGUAAAGGAUGGAUUUUGGAUAGUACAUACAGAGGACAUAAUGGUGCCAUGUCAGGAACAAUUGCGUUCUUGGUAAGAAGAAAUAAUGGCAUAUCGUAUGCAUUUACAGUAAACAUUAGACCCACCGAUGAUAGCUUUGCAUUUAAAUGUAAAGCGGUACUGGAUGCGAUCGUUGAUGCUGUGGAUACAUGGCCUUCAUAUGAUCUUUUUGAAAAAUAA
Molecule: messenger RNA, 1839 nt
Organism: Adineta steineri
Lineage: Eukaryota; Metazoa; Rotifera; Eurotatoria; Adinetida; Adinetidae
Source: the annotation of a GenBank genome assembly